AUGUCCAACUACGGCGGUGAUCGCGGCGGUCGCUCUGGCGGCUACAGUGGCGGCGGCGGCGGCGGCGGUGGCCGUGGCGGCUACGGACGUGAUCGUGACGAUCGCGGCGACCGCAACGGCGGUGGUUAUGGUGGUGGCGGUGGUGGCUACGGCGGCGGUCGCAGCAACGGCUACUCCAACGGCGGCUCCAAUGGUUUUGGCGGCGGCGGUGGUGGUUAUGGUGGCGGCGGCGGCGGCUAUGGCGGCGGUGGUGGUGGUUUCGGCGGAGGCGGCGGUGACCGCAUGUCUGCGCUGGGUGCCGGCCUUCGUAAGCAGGACUGGGACUUCUCUACCCUCCCCAAGUUCGAAAAGGAUUUCUACAAGGUGAACAGCGAUGUUGAGAACCGUUCUGACGCCGAGGUCGAAGCCUUUCGCGCAAAGCACCAGAUGACCAUUGCUGGUAGCGCCGUCCCCAAACCCGUCGAGACCUUUGACGAGGCUGGCUUCCCCCGCUACGUAAUGGAUGAAGUCAAGGCACAGGGCUUCCCCGCCCCCACUGCCAUUCAAUCUCAAGGUUGGCCCAUGGCCCUUUCCGGUCGCGAUGUUGUCGGUAUUGCCGAGACUGGCUCCGGCAAGACUCUUACCUACUGUCUCCCCGCCAUCGUUCACAUCAACGCCCAACCCCUUCUUGCUCCUGGCGACGGUCCCAUUGUCCUGGUUCUCGCCCCCACCCGAGAACUCGCUGUCCAGAUUCAGCAAGAGAUCACAAAGUUUGGUCGCUCCUCCCGCAUCCGCAACACUUGCGUCUACGGUGGUGUCCCCAAGGGCCCUCAGACCCGUGACCUAGCUCGCGGUGUCGAGGUCUGCAUUGCCACUCCCGGUCGUCUGAUUGACAUGCUCGAGGCUGGCAAGACCAACUUGCGCCGUGUUACCUACCUGGUUCUUGACGAGGCUGAUCGCAUGCUUGACAUGGGUUUCGAGCCCCAGAUUCGCAAGAUCAUUGAGCAGAUUCGCCCCGACCGUCAGACUCUCAUGUGGUCUGCUACCUGGCCCAAGGAAGUCCGCGCCAUGGCUGCCGAUUUCCUCCAGGAUUCCAUCCAGGUCAACAUUGGUUCCAUGGAACUUGCUGCCAACCACAGAAUCACCCAGGUUGUCGAGGUUGUCACCGAAAUGGAGAAGCGUGAUCGCAUGAUCAAGCAUCUUGAGAAGAUCAUGGAAAACAAGGAGAACAAGAUCCUCAUCUUUGUUGGCACCAAGCGUGUUGCCGACGACAUUACCCGAUUCCUUCGCCAAGACGGAUGGCCCGCAUUGUCAAUUCACGGUGACAAGCAGCAAAACGAGCGUGAUUGGGUCCUUGACCAGUUCAAGACCAACAAGAGCCCCAUCAUGGUGGCCACUGACGUGGCUUCGCGUGGUAUUGAUGUUCGUAACAUCACUCACGUGCUCAACUACGACUACCCCAACAACUCGGAGGAUUACAUCCACCGUAUUGGUCGUACCGGACGUGCUGGUGCCACUGGCACUGCCAUCACACUCUUCACCACUGACAACCAGAAGCAGGCUCGUGAGCUUGUCAACGUUCUUCAGGAAGCGAAGCAGCAGAUUGACCCUCGUCUGGCUGAGAUGGCCCGCUUCGGCGGCGGCGGCGGCGGCCGUGGCUACGGAGGUUGGGGACGUGGUGGUCGCGGCGGUGGCGGUGGCAGAGGUGGUAACAACGCCAACAACAUGCCGCUACGCAACAAUCGCUGGUAA
Molecule: messenger RNA, 1731 nt
Organism: Cordyceps militaris CM01
Lineage: Eukaryota; Fungi; Ascomycota; Sordariomycetes; Hypocreales; Cordycipitaceae
Product: ATP-dependent RNA helicase dbp-2
Exons: 6
Coding region: 1-1731 (576 amino acids)
Biological process (GO): rRNA processing
Cellular component (GO): ribonucleoprotein complex; cytoplasm; nucleus
Molecular function (GO): RNA binding; ATP binding; RNA helicase activity
Source: RefSeq, a predicted model, not a curated record